UUCGUUUGACAGAUGUUUCAGGGAGUCGUAUCUCCAGCGACGGUUGUGAAGAGGAUGAUGUCUUUCCUGGCCUACAUGACUCACAAUGCUCUCUUCUGCUUCCUCGGACAGUCGAUCACUGAUCAGAGCGAGCGCCUGCUGCACUCGGCGUUCAGCUGUGGCUGGUCGGACGCCGACCCGCCGUUCAAGAGGUCGCUCACCAUCAUCAUGCUGCGGACGUCACGGCCGCUGGUCAUACGCUUGGGCAAGUUUUUCACGCUGUCCAGGAACACGUACAUGCAGAAUCCUGUUGAGGUGAAAGAAAAUGAAAGUUCACCUGCACUUAACCCGGAAAACUAG
This is a messenger RNA of Schistocerca americana (American grasshopper), 339 nucleotides long. RefSeq names its product odorant receptor 2a-like. The transcript is spliced from 3 exons. Gene Ontology annotation, molecular function: olfactory receptor activity; odorant binding. The record is from RefSeq and is a predicted model, not a curated record. Lineage: Eukaryota; Metazoa; Arthropoda; Insecta; Orthoptera; Acrididae. Gene Ontology annotation, biological process: detection of chemical stimulus involved in sensory perception of smell; sensory perception of smell. The coding region runs from base 13 to 339 and encodes 108 amino acids. Gene Ontology annotation, cellular component: plasma membrane.